This is a messenger RNA of Dreissena polymorpha, 3536 nucleotides long. Its product is annotated as tRNA 2-selenouridine synthase-like. Gene Ontology annotation, molecular function: thiosulfate-cyanide sulfurtransferase activity; tRNA 2-selenouridine synthase activity. Gene Ontology annotation, biological process: tRNA wobble uridine modification. The transcript has 3 exons. The coding region runs from base 213 to 1367 and encodes 384 amino acids. The record is from RefSeq and is a predicted model, not a curated record. NCBI's taxonomy places the organism in Eukaryota, Metazoa, Mollusca, Bivalvia, Myida, Dreissenidae.
UGGGUUCAGUGGAUUAUCGAUUUUAAUUCACUCGUGAUCAUAUACUCAAACCCGGUUGAGUCGCGGGUCGUUUUGACUCGCGGUAUUUCAUUAGCGCCCUCUGGAUUGUGUUUGUAAACAAACCUGCGUGACCUACUUUUGAAAUCUGACAGAAAACAUCUUUUGCUGCCAGUAUGAAUAAAUUUUUGAGAUUGAAUUGAAACUAAUCAACUAUGGCAGCGAAAUGGGAACAAUUCUGCAGGCUAAAGGCUUUUGUUCGACAUUACCAUAGAAAGAAGCCUUCUAUUCAGAGUUUCCCAGAAAUAAUUUCUAAUUAUAAACAUGAACAGAUUACUGACAUCAUAGAUGUGAGGACACCAAAUGAGUUUCAUGAAGAUCAUAUCCCUGGUGCUGUUAACAUACCAGUGUUAAGCAAUGAAGAGAGAGUCAUUGUUGGUACUGUUUACAGUAAAAGCGCUUUCGAAGCUAGAAAACUUGGUGCAUCUUUGAUAUCGAAAAACAUCUCGGAACAUUUGAAGAACUACUUUUACCAACGGUCACAGGAUUACUCUCCCCUUGUUUAUUGUUGGCGUGGAGGUCAGCGGUCCUACAGUCUCGGUCUCGUGUUAGCUCAGAUCGGGUUUCAAAUAUAUAUGCUGGAUGGGGGUUACAAGCACUACCGAGAGACCGUCAGGGAAGAUUUGAAGUCACUACCCUACAAAUUUCAAUACAGAAUUAUUUCAGGUUUGACCGGAAGUGGUAAAACCCACAUCCUCCAUGCCCUUGGGGCUCAAGGUCACCAGAUACUUGACCUUGAGGGCCUGGCCAGGCACAAGGGGUCAGUGUUGGGACUGUGGCAUGGGGAAACCCAGCCCUCACAGAAGUUCUUUGAGACCCAAAUCUGUGAUCGUUUGCAGAACUUUGUGACUGAUAGGCCUGUCUGGCUGGAGUCAGAGAGUGUGAGAAUUGGCAAUGUGUUUAUACCACCGGAUUUGUUUCAGAGUCUCAAAGAAUCGCCAAGGUUUUGUGUAUGUUUGCCCUUGGCUGAGAGAGUGAAACAUAUCAUUAAAGAUUACCCAAACUGGAUUGAAAAUAAAGAACAACUUAAAGAGAUUCUAGGUAAAUUGAUUGGAAGGCAAAGUAAAGAAGUUGUCAACAGCUGGAUAGAAAUGAUUAGCAGAAAUCAGUGGGAAGAAUUUGUGGAGAGGAUGCUAUUGGAACACUAUGACCCGACGUACAGUCUCUCUCAGAAGAAGAAUAAUGUCUCUCAGCAUGAUGUGGUGCACAUAAAUGUUGUAAAUUUGAAUGAAGAUACUGUAUUUAAUGUUGCCAGUAAGCUGGCAGAACUUGGAAGUAUGAAUGUUAGUUCUGUGCAUAUGGCUGCCUAGUGUAGAGCUGCCAGCAUGUUGGAUGUUAUUCUCAGUGUGCAGAGCAUCAGACUAUCAGGAUAUUGCCUGAUUCAAUUUCACCCAUUUGCACAUAGUUGAUUUUGGGAAAUUGAGUUUAGCUUACACCAGUAUGUCUCCUGUACAGCAUCCUUGCAGGAUGAUGCAUUCAAAAACUAAAUAAUAUGUCUUAUUUAGCUUGCACUCAUAUUUUCACUUUAUAACUAUCAGUUAAAUAGGAAUGUCAACACUUGGUUUCUCAUUCUGUUGGGAGAUUAUUGAGUUUUAAGAAUUAAAAUGGAGUUGUGUCUUUCUUUAAAUUCUUAAUUUAAAUUGAGUAAUUGACAUUUUAGAAUAAGUUACUUUCACACAAAAAGUGUUUUAUUUAUUGCUCUUUUGUAGACUUGUUGCUUUAAAGUAAGUGUAUCAAUGUCUUAAAAUGUCUGUACAGUUGAUAAUCAAAUGCCUGUUAGUAUCAUUUAUCAAAAGUAAAAAAACAACAGAUUUUUAAGCAUAGAUGAAGUAUGUGUCUACGGUCAAUAUGAUUUGCAGAUAAUCAGGAUAAGCCGUCGUGUUAUGACCUAUUACAGUAUAUUACAGUAUACAUUACAUGCUGGUAAGUUAUAUUUUAACCCAUUUCUGCCUAGUGGACUCUCUCAUCCUUCUAUAUUGGAUCAUUUUAUUUCCAUAAUUAGGGAUGUCUAGUAUAUUUAUUUCUAUAUUUAGAAUAUUUAUUACAGAAAUUCCUUUAAGCAAACAACGCAGACCUUGAUGAGACGCCGCAUUUUGCAGCGUCUCAUCUGGGUCUACGCUGUUUGCCAAGGUUUUUUUUCUGGACGCAAGGCAUAAAUGGGUUAAGCAAUGAGACCAUGUGGAAAAUUUUACUAACUUGUAAUUACCUGUUAAAGUUUUAACGUUAUUGUUACAAAUAAAAUGUUGUUAUUAUAACAAAGUGAAUAAUAUUACAGUAGUUGGAUCACAAACAGUUUAAAAUACUUAACAAAAUGUAGACCAUUGUACUUUAUAGAAAGUUAAACUUAAAUUUUGCAAUUUUUCUAAGCAUAUAGUAAAAUUGUAAUAAGAAAUGCAAGUAAUGGGUUUUAUCAACAAAUUUUGUCCUACAUUAAAAUCAGUAGACACUACAGGGAUCCGUAAAAAAUAUCAGUAUUUGAUUUAUCAAAUAUUUGAUUCUGAAUAACAUUUAUACAUUGAUAUGACUACUUACUUUAUCAGGUGAAUAAGAUUUUAUAUAAUGUUUCCAAUGUGGAUUUAUGCAGAGACAGCUAAAUUCAAUAUUAUCCCUUGACCUAUGUAAAUUCAUUUUAAUAUCACUUUCAUGUUUGCAUAUCCUGUACCAUCUUAUACAUGAUUACGUAACAACUAUUCAUACAGAUUGCAGAUUGUUGACUAGAGGUAUUACCCAGUCUAAUAAUGAUGCAGUCAUUGAUCAGUGGAGUGCCUAAUCUGCUGUGUAAAUAUGCAGACAGAGCCAAGUGCAUUAUAACUUACAGAUCAGUAUUGAUACACAAAUUGGUAUGUCUCGACUUGAAUUAUUGUAAAAAUCAUCAUUAUUUUUCUUAAUUUUUAGCUCGACUAUUAUAUAUGAAAUAUAUAUAGUGGAGCUAUCCUACUCACCCCAGCGUUGGCGUUUCUGUGCUGUGCCGUUAGCGUGCAAAUGUUAAAGUUUUCGUACUACCCUAAUUAUUUAUAAAUAUAAAAUAUAAAAAUAUUUUUAUUUUCCCUUGACAUAUUGCUUUCAUAUUUUGCAUACUUGUUUACCAACAUGACCCCAACCUAUAAACAAGAGCAGACAACUCUAUCAAGCAUUUUGUCAUAAUUAUGGCCCCUUUUCCACUUAGAAUGUGCAGCAAAUGUUAAAGUUUUCGUACUACCCCAUUUAUUUUCAUUGUCCCUUGACAUAUUGCUUUCAUAUUUUGCAUACUUGUUUACCAACAUCACCCCAACCUAUAAACAAGAGCAGACAGCUCUAUCAAGCAUUUUGUCAUAAUUAUUGCCCCUUUUAUACUUAGAUAAUUGAACAUUUUGCUUAAAUUGCCAUAACUUCUUUAUUUAUGAUCACAUUUUAUUAUUACUUUGACAAAACAACACUUACCUGAAUACCACAAUGGAUUCCAUCCAAACAAUACCCCAUGCCCCUACCCAGAAUCCCUU